AUGAAGCAAUCUCAUCUGGUUGCGGCUCUAGCCGUUGUAUUCAGUUCGGCCUUAAACGGAGCCUACGCUUUACCACAGCGAGGUCAAGAUGUGCGCGCCUUCAACAACAAUAAUAACGCUAAAAACAACUCAAGUGCAACUGACACUUCUGCUAAGGGUCAACUUCAGCAGUUGCCAAAUGUAGGCAACUCUGCUAAUGCCGGGAAUGCUGGGAAUAAUGAAAAUGCUGGUGCGGCCAAAGGUGCCAACGCAAAGGCCCAGAACCAGGCACAGGCACAAGCGGGGUCUGCAGGUGCUGCAGCUGGCGGACUUGUAGCACUUCCCGGUGCGCAAGUGACCGCUGGCCAGCUGGUCGCGCUCCCAGAUGCAUCCAGCACUUCUGCUUCUGCUUCUGCCUCUUCUUCCGCUUCCGCUUCCGUGGUUAACGUUGCCAGCACAAGCAGUGCGGCAUUGAAGUCUUUGGCAUCUCAAAGCAGCUCCAUCGCUUCUAUCGCGGUCGGAACAACUGCCGCGGCCGUAGCCCAGACAUCGAAGGCCAUCGCCCUUUCCUCAUCAGCCGCCGAAAGCAUCCAGAGCUUCCAACAGAUCGCCCCUGUCGCAACGAGCGUCGCUGCUUCCUCCGUGGCAGCUAAUAUCGGUGUGCUUGCCAACGUGAGUAGCGUGGCUGUAGCUGCCACUACUAGCGCGGCUUCGAUUCAGGGCUUCCAGACCAUCGCUACUGGAGCGGCCGCAGCUGCCUCUCCGGUCGCACUGAACGCUUCCUCGGCAGCUGCAGUCGAGGCCCUGACUCCGAUCGCCGCGGCUACCUCGAGCUUCGCCGGUUUCUCCAACAACAGCGUCGCGGCAGUUGCUGGAGCUACGGGCGCGGUUGCGGCUGUUGGCUCCGGAUCUGCCAGUCUCGUUGCGCUACCCACCGCCGCUGCUGCCUCCGAGGCUUCCGGCUCCCUCCAAGCUUUGCCCAGCGCAGGAAACUCCGAAGCCACGGGCGCUCUACAGGCCCUUCCUAGCGAGGCUACGGCUUCGGAGUCCUUGCGGGAACUCCCCACUGCGGGCUCCGCAGCGCAAGCUGGUGGCGCCCAGGCGAGCGAGUCGCUGCAGUCGCUACCUACCGCGGCUUCCAGCAGCAGUAAUGAGGGCAGCUCCAACGCCAACUCGAACUCGAACUCGAACUCUGGAUCGGAGUCUGCUGCCAGUGUCAGUGCCAGCGUCGUCUCCGGCGCCACCACAGCCGUCCUAGCCCUCCCCGCAGAAACUUCGGGGACCCUGCAACAGCUCCCCGGCGUGCAGGAGACGACGGGCUCGCUGUCGUCGCUGGCGUCCGGUGUCGCGAGUCCCACGGGUAGCGCUAGCAGCGCUGUUACGGGCUCCGCGAAUAGCACUACGCCUCUCGUCGCUGUGAGCGCUGCUGCGGCGCGCGAUGUGCGUGCGCUCGUGGGCCCGGCUUUGGUGGCGGGGUUGGUGGGGUUGUGGGUUUUGUGA
Molecule: messenger RNA, 1479 nt
Organism: Annulohypoxylon maeteangense
Lineage: Eukaryota; Fungi; Ascomycota; Sordariomycetes; Xylariales; Hypoxylaceae
Exons: 2
Coding region: 1-1479 (492 amino acids)
Source: RefSeq, a predicted model, not a curated record